AAGGACCUAAAAGAAAUACUUCGCAUAAAGCAGCUAUUUGUAAUUAUUGUGGAAAAAAUAUUCUUGGCGUUUCAGAACAAAUGGUUAAUCAUCUUUGUGAAUGUGAAGAUGCUGGGCGUGUUUUAUGCUUACCUUGCAUGGCACAUCAAGGAAAUUUAUUAGCUAAAGAUAUAAUUGAAUUUGCAUAUUUUAAACCAAUAAUUAAACAAAUGCUUAUAAUUAUUGGUCAUUUUCGUAUUGCUAAUUUGGCAAUUCAUAAACUCCGUCAACUUUCUGAUAGGCCAACUUUUAAAAUGCAAUAUCCGACUUUAACGCGUUGGGCUACUUUCGCAGUAUCAGCAUCACAAGUAAUAACUAUGAAGGAUUAUUUAAAGGUAUUUAUUAAAUAA
Funneliformis caledonium is the source of this 389-nucleotide messenger RNA. The record is from the annotation of a GenBank genome assembly. Lineage: Eukaryota; Fungi; Glomeromycota; Glomeromycetes; Glomerales; Glomeraceae.